Molecule: messenger RNA, 1015 nt
Organism: Rhodotorula graminis WP1
Lineage: Eukaryota; Fungi; Basidiomycota; Microbotryomycetes; Sporidiobolales; Sporidiobolaceae
Exons: 5
Coding region: 118-933 (271 amino acids)
Source: RefSeq, a predicted model, not a curated record
CCCCUCCCUGUCCACCCGCUCGAGCCGACCCGCCCUCUCUCCUCUUUCCCUCACUUCCUCCUCGUCCUCGCCUCGCCACCUCAGUGCCUUCGAUCCCUCCUCUCCUUUCCGUCCAUCAUGCCUUCGAUCAAGUCCUGCCUCGCCGCGUUCGCCCUCGCGGCCCUCGCCAUCUCGCCCCUCGCUCAGGCCACGCCGGUCCAGGCCAACGACCUCGUCCGCCGCUCGUCGCAGCCGUCGUUCUACACCAACGAGGCGCUCGUCGAGCGCUCGACCGAGUCGCGCAAGGAGUCGUCGGCCCGCGUCAAGCGCGCCAAGCUCGCCGCCGCUAAGAAGGCCAAGCGCGCCAUGGCUGCUCAGGACGAGAGCCAGGCCCUCCUCAAGCGCCACAUCGACGAGAUGCACGCUCGCGAGGGCGUCACCAAGCGUGACCUCGAGCGCCGCGCCAUCUUCGCUCGCGCCCUCAAGCGCUACCGGUGCGGUACCGACCGUGUCUGCGCCAAGGCCGUCACCUCGGCGAGCGACCUUCCCUCGAACGGCCGCGCCGUCUGCAACCCGAUCUCUCACCUCUGCGCCGUCGGUUGCGCCGAGGGCUUCACCCUCCAGAACGGCGCCUGCAUCGCCAACGUCCCGACGUGCGGCGGCCAGGUCUGCGGCUCGACCCCGAACGGCAGCUUCAUCUGCCCGUCGAGCACCAACCAGUGCACCCUCAUCUGCGACCGCGCGUCGGGCUACAUGGCGACCGCCGACAACACGUGCAUCAGCAUCCGCUCGUCGCCCGACAACUGCGGCGCCGUCGGCAACGUCUGCCCGGGCUCGUACAACGGCGUCGGCUCGUCCUCGUGCCGCAACGGCGUCUGCCGCCUCAACUGCCCGAACGGCACUACGCUUCGUCGCACCCUCGACGGCUCUUCGCUCUACUGCUACGGCGCAUAAGCUCGAGGUCCUCCUCGCUCGCUGUAUCUGGGUACCCGGUCCACGUUCGCUCCCUCCCUCCCUCCCCUCACCCUCCCCGCCC